CGCCCUCUAGUGGUGAGAAGAAGCAGAGCCUCUGUGACUGAGCGCUUUCUCAUCACCAGAGGGCGACAGAGUCACAUCCUGCUUCAGGUUUCCGUGGAAACGACAACAAUAUAAAAAAGUGUGUGAAGUUGAGGUGAUUUUCUGGACGAGGAAUUGAAAGAGUGAGAGAGAGAGAGAGAGAGAGAGAGAGAGAGAGAAAAUGAGUGUGGAGCUGGAGGAGUGUAUCAGGACUGUUUUUGAAGAACAUCUCUCAGAGAGUGUUGUGAGCGUGCAGGAGGAGGAUGUGUGUUCAGGAGUCACACGUCUCUUGGACAAGCGCAGACAGAUUAAAGACGUGGACAAAGUGUUAAGGACGCAGAGACGGGAGUUUGAGGUAAAGCGAGAGAGUCUCAGACAGAGGAGAGAGGAGCUGAAGAAGAAAGAAGAAAAUCUCAAAGACUCUUUACUUAAAUUUGACAAAUUUCUCAAAGAGAACGAUGCUAAGCGAGCGAGAGGUGUGAAGAAGGCGGCGUCUGAGCGAGUGGUGCUGCGAGAGCGAGAGCGAGAGCUGGAGCAGUUACACACACACAUCGCCGCCCUGCAGGUGAAAGAGGAGAAGCUGCAGGUGAGAGUCGAGCGCUUCAGAGUCUACUGUGAGUUCUUACACACCACGCUGAAGACGGCCACCAAGUUCGAGGACGUCGGGCAGCUUGUGGCUCGUUUUGAGACGCUGAUGUCGACUCGAGAGCAGCUGCUGAGACGUCAGAGCGAGAUGGAGAGACAGCGAGAGAGCGAGAGCUUAGCGCUGAGAUGCUACAUCAGCCAACAGAACUCCAUCUUACUGCAGGACAACAACACACUGUCACAACUGCAGACCGAGCUGGACAGUGUCCUGUCUCACACACUCGCACAGGAAUCAUCCCUGAAGCUCAUCCAGGCCGCAGCAGUGAAGGAGACUCACCUGCUGAGUCAGAUAAAGGUGGUGUCUCGGAACCUGUAUCACAUGACCGGUGUCACGGGCACAGACCAGGGUGUAGAUGGGGACGACACUGUGGAACAGUUAGAGCAGAUUCGGCUGUUUAUGGAGGAUCGGGCUGAGAUCUUCACUCACCUCAAAUCAGACAGAAGCAGCAGCUCAUCCAGACUGAGUGAGGGAGAGUAAAAUCACACACACACACACACACACACACACAUACAUACACACAAAUACACAUACACACACACACACACAUACAUA
Molecule: messenger RNA, 1216 nt
Organism: Hemibagrus wyckioides
Lineage: Eukaryota; Metazoa; Chordata; Actinopteri; Siluriformes; Bagridae
Gene: cfap73
Product: cilia and flagella associated protein 73
Exons: 7
Coding region: 200-1141 (313 amino acids)
Source: RefSeq, a predicted model, not a curated record